UGUCUAUGAUAGGAAAUGCGACGUCAUUCAAAGAAGAAUAUUCUUUUGGCCGUGGUGCUCGCUGCAGGGGGAUUCUACUUCUUCAUUUCUGGCUCGACAAAGUCACAGGAAGUAACUCCAAAUGAGUUAAGUUGGGAAGCAGAGAGGUUGGUUAGUAAGGAGUCCUGGGUGGAACAAGGAGAUUACCUGCCUCUCAAUGUGUCCUACCUGGUGCUGGCAGGAACAUUAUCUCCUCAACAGAGGUAUUUGUCUGUCGGGAUAUCAUCGGUGAAGAGGGAGAAGGGCAGCUACCUGAUCCCCACCUUGCAAUCCCUGUUCUCCCAGUCAUCGCCUGAAGAGCGUUUUUCCAUGGUGGUGGUGGUACUGCUAGCAGAUUUCAACGUCAGCUGGAGGGUUGCUACAGUGAGGGAUAUCAAAGCCACGUUCACCUCAGAGCUAGAGCAAGGCCACCUGGUGAUCCUGCACGUUCCGGAGGAGUUUUACCCCCCUCUUACAGGUCUUAAGAGGAACUACAACGACGCUCCAGAAAGAGUGUCGUUCCGUUCCAAGCAGAACCUGGAUUACGCCUUCCUAGUCCACUACAGCAGCGCUCUCGGUCGGUACUACCUCCAGCUAGAGGACGACGUCUCCUCCGCUAAGAACUUUCUCACCACCAUCAAGAGACGUGUUGAGGAGCAAGAAGCCAAGAAAACUACAUGGGCAAUGCUGGAGUUUUCCUCACUUGGCUUUAUAGGGAAACUCUACAGAUCGGCUCACCUCCCGCAACUUGUCCGCUUCCUCUUCCUCUUCUACCAGGAAAUGCCUUGCGACUGGUUGAUGUCACACUUCAGAGAAUUGCUCACUCAGAAAAAGCCAAUCCUCUUGAAACCCUCACUGUUCCAGCACAUGGGGACUUUUUCCUCGUUCCAAGGGACGUACAACAAACUAAAGGACAAGGAUUUCGAAGAGGGGUUAUACUCCAAUCCUCCAGCAGAGGUCUACUCCGAUAUGUCCACCUACCAGAAACACCUCCCCAAACUGGCAUGGGAUGCCGGGGAGGGAUUCUUUUGGGGACGCUCCCCAGAGAAAGGAAACUACCUAACUGUAGUGUUCACACAGCCUACAGUGGUUACAGAGAUAUUUGUGGAAUCUGGGUCGGGAGGGAAAGACCUCCUGGAGUCAGCUUCGGUGGAAAUAGGCCACAAUGUGGUUACCACCGAAAAAGAGGAGAAAAGUUGCAAGGAGUUCCAGUCAGUAGGGACAAUAGAGAACGGGAGGUUCAACAUGCAGGAGAUAGACAAAAAGUACAGCUCUGAGUCUUCCUGUCUCAGAAUACUGGUCACAGCCGGACAGAAGGAUUGGGUAAUCAUCAGGAAAAUCAGGAUCACAACAAAGACAAGUACACGUCCUCCACACCAAGCACAGGUGUGAGUUUGUUUUCCUGCCAGAUUAAUAAUUUAUCUCUGUGUGAUCUGCCGGACCUUGUGUAGACGAAACACAAGGCUUUUGUGCCUUGUUAAACAGUUUCAUUGGUGAAACUAUAAUCACACGCUUAAUGAAACUGUAAAGCCAUGAAGAAAAUGUUUGACCAAACUCUGAAAUAAUGUUUCCUCAACAUAAUAAAGAUGAUAAACG
Molecule: messenger RNA, 1614 nt
Organism: Scomber japonicus (chub mackerel)
Lineage: Eukaryota; Metazoa; Chordata; Actinopteri; Scombriformes; Scombridae
Product: alpha-1,3-mannosyl-glycoprotein 4-beta-N-acetylglucosaminyltransferase C-like
Exons: 4
Coding region: 16-1410 (464 amino acids)
Biological process (GO): protein N-linked glycosylation
Molecular function (GO): acetylglucosaminyltransferase activity
Source: RefSeq, a predicted model, not a curated record